Exophiala aquamarina CBS 119918 is the source of this 1059-nucleotide messenger RNA. RefSeq lists its product as uncharacterized. The coding region runs from base 1 to 1059 and encodes 352 amino acids. Lineage: Eukaryota; Fungi; Ascomycota; Eurotiomycetes; Chaetothyriales; Herpotrichiellaceae. The transcript has 2 exons. The record is from RefSeq and is a predicted model, not a curated record. Gene Ontology annotation, molecular function: protein binding.
AUGCGGUUUGCUCUCCCUAUUACAGUUGCUGCUCGCGAGCCACUUGACACUUUCAGAAUUACCUUGCAGAAUUACCACAAACUGAACCACCCUUGGAAAGCAGUGGAGGCACUUUCCCGUCCGGAAAUUGCACAUCCUCCAAUGAUGGAGAAGGACCCCAAGCUUAUAUUGGCAGAAAAUUGCUUGAGUAAACUCACCGAAGAGCCUUUUGCAUCGGUACAUUACGCGGCAUUAUUGCAGCGGAAGCACCUGCUCCCGACUGAACCCUUCGGCGAUAGCAAGAUCGGACUUUUUGAGGAUGGUGAGAUAUCUUAUAAGCAUGCAGCUCUCCAUUGGGCAGAGUAUACCACCGCGAUAAAUGAUCCUCCUUCCUCCUUCCUCCUAAAGCUAUCAGGAUUUAUCCUAAGCGUUGCGGCUGUCACGUGGUCAGAAGAACUGGUUGACAUCAAGGGUGGGAGUGAAGCUACGACGAUUAAUGUCCAAAUUGACGUCCGUACACAGCUGACGGAUUGGGCUUAUUCCCUGCCACCUCCGAAACGAACCAAAAUUCCUCUGAGUGAGUUUUUCGUCACAGCGCAUGAAAAGCUGCGGCACAAACUCACAGAAGAUGGGGACGAUAGUCUGCUCGCUUAUCUUCCAGCUGUGCGCCUCGGUCAGUUUUAUAGCAUAGGGGGAAAGUCGGAUGAUGAUUUUCGGAAAGCGUAUGUUUACAAAAAGAUCGUAGUGGAUGGAUACACCAAAAUCCUGGGAAAACGCAGCCCCCUGACUUUGAAGGCUCGAACGACGUGGGCCAACGAGUUCUUUUCACGGCAAUGCAUUGCCGAGGCAGAGACGGAGCUGCUUGAGAUAGCAAGUAUUCAGAAGGAGGUGUCGGGUGAGGGAUCACUCCCCUAUCUGGAGGCUCUCCAGCUGCUCGGAAGCGCUCAGUACUGUCUUACGAAAUUUGGAAAUGCAUUCAUAUCAUUGAAGGAGUCAGGGAGGGGAUUAUUUCGAUUGCUUGGGAAUGAAAACUGGGCGUAUCAAGUCAAUGACCUCUACAUGGGAAUUGGGCCCCAAUAG